Fragaria vesca subsp. vesca is the source of this 483-nucleotide messenger RNA. RefSeq lists its product as uncharacterized. The coding region runs from base 1 to 483 and encodes 160 amino acids. NCBI's taxonomy places the organism in Eukaryota, Viridiplantae, Streptophyta, Magnoliopsida, Rosales, Rosaceae. The record is from RefSeq and is a predicted model, not a curated record. The transcript has a single exon.
AUGUUUGGUUUUGGUAGCGCCAGUUGUGACGCCGUCAUCCACCGUUACCUUGCGGAGAGCGACCCUCAUGCUGCAGCACUAGAGUCCGAUCGUCUUAACAAAAACACCACCGUGAACUCUGCUAAUUUUGCAAAGCUAAGACAACAGUUAUUGGAGGCUCGGAGGCAGCUGGAGGAGGAGAAUAAACGAGCCAAAAUGAUACAACAGAGGAAACAUGAGACGAGAGGGGCUGUUCCCGCCGAGUUGUGGUGGGAGGAGGAGAUGAUGGAUCAAACUCUUAAGGAGUUAGACUUAGAGAGUUACUCUAAGGCGUUGCAUAGGCUGAAGAGUGAUGUGGAGAGGAGAGCUCAACAGAAGAUUAAGAAUCUUCCAUGCAGCUAUACGUCGCUAAUGGAUGGUAGAGUUGUCAUGGGUGAGAAUUAUAUGAAUAAUAAUAACAGCAAUAUGAAGAAUGUAGUUGGAUUUAUCAUAGUCCUGAAUUAA